UUGCGACAGAUGAUUAUUUAAUCCUAAUCUAAUUCAUUUGUUACUGGAAUGAAACUGAUCAUAGUUAUGAAAUUUUAUUCUUUUUUUCGUUAAUUUUAGUUUGGUUACAGACAAGGGAAAAUGUCCGUUUUUUGUUAUGUACAAUGUCUCACACAAAAACAUCAUUUUCUAUUUUACGGAACGUUAAAUCUUGCUAAAACCACAUCAGACGUCACGUUACAAACGCAACUUUGAAAAUGUUUGCCACGAAUUUAUCAUUCAAGCUCCUCAAAACUCUCACAACCUCAAACUGCAAUGUUAGUCGAUGGUCAGCUCUAGAAAAAAUAUUUAACACCAAACCGGGCUUAAACCUCGACAUAGUGACAAAAAAUGUUGGCCUCUUUGGGGUGCCCCAACUCACCACCCAUGAGGGUUUUUACUACGUUACGCAAAAAUGCGUUGAAAAAACCGACGAUUUGGUGCGUGAGGCCCUUUCGAGCGACCGAAAGCGCAAAAUGGUUGAGAUUUUUGACGAAUUGUCUGACUCUUUGUGCCAAGUGGCUGAUUUGGCUGAGUUUAUUCGAUUUGCACACCCGUCUUCUGAGUACAUCGCGGCAGCGGAGCACACGUCAGUUGCCAUAAGUAAACUAGUCGAAAGAUUAAACACUAAUAUUCAAAUGUAUGAGGCUCUAAAGACUGCUGUGAAUACAACAGAUAUAGUGCCAACAACCGAGGUUGAUAACCUGGUCGGGAAGUUGUUUUUGUUUGAUUUUGAACAGUGUGGGAUUCACCUAAAUGAGCACAAGCGAAACCAAGUUGUUGAACUUAAUAACAAAAUUUUAUGUGCGGGGCAACAGUUCCUCAAUGGAAUAUCAAAUCCUAAGGUUAUCAAGCAGAGUGCCCUUCCGGACAGCGUCCGCGAUGUAUUUUCGAGCGAUGGCGACAAAGUCGUUAUUUCCGGCCUCUACGCCGACUCCUCCAACCCCCUCGUGCGUGAAAUGGCCUACAAGAUAUUCCUCUACCCCGACCCCAAUCAGGAAUACCUCCUCAACGAGUUGUUAUCUUCGCGACACGAGCUCGCCCUAGCGUGUGAUUUUGACACUUACAGCGAACGCGCCCUCCGUGGUAGCAUCCUAGACAAACCCCCCAAAGUCAUGGAGUUACUCGAAAAAAUCUCCGAAAGUAUCCAUAGCAAAGCAAUGGCCGAUUUCUCCGACAUGGCCCACUUGAAAAUGAAGGAGAACCCAAACGGGGGGCCACUCGCAGUUUGGGACGUCCCGUACUUCACCCAAAAAGCCAAAAGGGACCGGUUUGAGGUCACUAGCAAGGAAUACUCCCCGUAUUUUUCGCUCGGCGCUUGCAUGGAGGGCCUUAACUUGAUUUUCAAUGCUUUGUACGGCAUAUCUCUAGUUAACUCGGAAAUCGCCUCGGGUGAGACAUGGUCCAAAGAUGUUUAUAAACUAUCAGUGGUGCACGAGAGUGAGGGCUUGCUGGGGUACAUAUAUUGCGAUUUCUACGAACGUAACUUCAAGCCCAAUCAAGAGUGCCACUUUACCAUCCGUGGGGGCAAAGUCUUGCCCGAUGGUACCUACCAGUUGCCCAUCGUGGUCCUCAUGUUGAAUUUCCCGCUGCCACGGUGGUCCAGCCCUACCCUACUUUCGCCCAACAUGGUGGACAACCUGUUCCAUGAAAUGGGACACGCGAUGCAUUCAAUGUUGGCCAGAACCCAGUACCAGCACGUUUCUGGUACCCGCUGUAGUACCGACUUUGCCGAAGUACCAUCGAUUCUGAUGGAAUAUUUCGCAUCGGACCCCCGAGUUAUCAAACUCUUUGCCAAACAUUUCCAAACCAAAGAACCCAUCCCUGAACCCAUGCUGGUCAAGCUGUGCGCCUCGAAGACCCUCUUCAGUGCCAGCGAGACCCAGCUGCAGAUUUUCUACGCCGCCUUGGACCAGAUCUACCAUGGGAGACACCCACUGAGUGGUACCACCACCGAAAUUUUGGCGCAGACCCAGAACAGGUUCUAUGGGUUGCCGUAUGUGGCAAAUACCACGUGGCAGUUGAGGUUUAGUCAUUUGGUGGGUUAUGGGGCAAAGUACUACUCGUAUCUAGUGUCAAGGGCUUUGGCUUACUUGAUUUGGGAGACGUAUUUUAAAGUUGAUCCGUUGAGUCGUGUCCAAGGUGACAGGUACCGGAGGGAGUGUCUGGCGCAUGGUGGGGGUAAAAAUCCCUCCGAUCUGAUUGGCGAUUAUUUGAAGGUCAUCCCCACUCCCGGCCUACUGGCCAAUAGUUUGAAUAGUGAAAUUGAAAGUAGCCAAAGCCAACUGAACGAAAUGCGAAAUUAUUGCAAUAAAUUAUGAUUACUAUA
Molecule: messenger RNA, 2347 nt
Organism: Tribolium castaneum (red flour beetle)
Lineage: Eukaryota; Metazoa; Arthropoda; Insecta; Coleoptera; Tenebrionidae
Exons: 5
Coding region: 237-2339 (700 amino acids)
Biological process (GO): peptide metabolic process
Cellular component (GO): mitochondrion
Molecular function (GO): metalloendopeptidase activity
Source: RefSeq, a predicted model, not a curated record